This is a messenger RNA of Tauraco erythrolophus (red-crested turaco), 711 nucleotides long. The record is from RefSeq and is a predicted model, not a curated record. Lineage: Eukaryota; Metazoa; Chordata; Aves; Musophagiformes; Musophagidae.
GCAGCAGGAGCAAUUCGUCCUCUAGUUUCUACUGUUAUUGCCUCUACUGCAGAUGGCUGUUUAGACCACUCAUUGGAACGUGCUAGGUACAGAGCGAGUGAAAUGCCUCAGGCUUUCUUGUUUGAUAUUAUUUAUGAAGCAUACCAACAGUGUACAGACUAUGACCUGGAUUAUGGAACUGAAUGCUUGCAUCUUGCUCUGAAAUAUUGUAAAACAAAUGCCAAACUUGUUGAAGGAACAGCUGACCUCUGGAAGGUGACCUACAAGCGGGAUCUGUAUGCAGCUGAAUCGAUUAUUAAGGACAACCUAUCACAACAAGUUUGUGUUAUUACUGAUGUGAAGCAAGCUAUUGCACAAGUAGGUUUUCUCCUUCAUGAAUCUCUGAAAAGCCAAAUAAAAGUUGAAGCUAUAUCAACAUCUCUAAGCAAAAAUGAUAGCCAUCUACAAAACAUCUUUUCAGGACAGUGCUACAAUUUUGUUUGUGUAAAUGAUAAAAAGUAUACCCUUCAAGAAUCCCAGCAACUAGUGGAUAUGUUGGAAAAAUCAAAUAUUCCUCUCUUAUAUCCAGUUGUCCUUAUUUUGGUGCACUUAGAUAUUUCAGAAAAUAUUUCUUUCAGCAUUGAGAUGGAAGAAUUAACUAGGAUCAAGAAAUUUGCAAGGGAAGUGAAAAAGAAAAAUGUUUUGGUUUAUGGUCUCCUUAUCCAGUAUAAG